Messenger RNA from Pipistrellus nathusii (Nathusius's pipistrelle), 1029 nucleotides. Lineage: Eukaryota; Metazoa; Chordata; Mammalia; Chiroptera; Vespertilionidae. The record is from the annotation of a GenBank genome assembly.
AUGAUGGCCAUGAACGCCAAGCAGCCUUUCGGCAUGCACCCGGUGCUCCAGGAACCCAAAUUCUCCAGCCUGCACUCCGGCUCCGAGGCCAUGCGCCGCGUCUGCCUCCCGGCCCCGCAGCUGCAGGGCAAUAUAUUUGGAAGCUUUGACGAGAGCCUGCUGGCGCGCGCCGAGGCUCUGGCGGCGGUGGACAUCGUCUCCCACGGCAAGAGCCACCCGUUCAAGCCCGACGCCACCUACCAUACCAUGAGCAGCGUGCCCUGCACGUCCACGUCGUCCACUGUGCCCAUCUCGCACCCGGCCGCCGCCGCGCUCACCUCGCACCCGCACCACGCGGUGCACCAGGGCCUGGAGGGCGACCUGCUGGAGCACAUUUCGCCCACGCUGAGUGUCGGCGGCCUGGGCGCCCCCGAGCACUCGGUGAUGCCGGCGCAGAUCCACCCGCACCACCUGGGCGCCAUGGGCCACCUGCACCAGGCCAUGGGCAUGGGCCACCCGCACGCCGCCGCCGUGGCGCCGCACAGCGCCAUGCCCGCCUGCCUCAGCGACGUGGAGUCGGACCCGCGGGAGCUGGAGGCCUUCGCCGAGCGCUUCAAGCAGCGGCGCAUCAAGCUGGGGGUGACCCAGGCGGACGUGGGCGCGGCGCUCGCCAACCUCAAGAUCCCUGGCGUCGGCUCGCUCAGCCAGAGCACCAUCUGCAGGUUCGAGUCCCUCACGCUCUCGCACAACAACAUGAUCGCACUCAAGCCGGUGCUCCAGGCGUGGCUGGAGGAAGCCGAGGCCGCCUACCGGGAGAAGAACAGCAAGCCCGAGCUCUUCAACGGCAGCGAGCGGAAGCGCAAGCGCACGUCCAUCGCGGCUCCGGAGAAGCGCUCGCUCGAGGCCUAUUUCGCCAUCCAGCCGCGGCCCUCCUCCGAGAAGAUCGCGGCCAUCGCCGAGAAACUGGACCUUAAAAAGAACGUGGUGAGGGUCUGGUUCUGCAACCAGAGACAGAAACAGAAACGAAUGAAGUACUCGGCGGUCCACUGA